AUGCGGGUCAUUGAGUGGGGAAGAUUGUUGAGAACAGCUGUUUCUGCCGCCUUUUCGUUGGUUUUUUAUGUGCGCGGUGCGUCGGCGAAAGCGAGUGGCGGUGGUGGCACGUCUGGCGGCGGUAGUUCUGGUGGCAGCUCCGGUGGCAGUUCCAGCGGCUUUGGUGGUACAGGCGGAGGGCACGUCACAACGCACAGCAGGGCUACAAUGGGUGCUGUCGCCUACAUGAACUUUCUUGUGCUAAGGAGCGGUAGUCGACGUCGAUACGGCACUUACCAUCAGGAAGAGGGCACGGAUGGAGUGCAUUGCGCGAUGCAGUCCGAGGAAGGGAUCGAAGCGGCCUGCAUGAACCUGAUCGGGAACGACUACGUCGAGGACUAUUGUUUUCCGUGCAUCGACUGCGAAAGCACAAUCUGUGUCGACGGCGUCACCGAGACAGACGGUUACGAUUGCACUGAGUUUCUUGGGGAAGCCUAUAUCGAAUGCACUGAGGAGCAGGACAGUGACCUAUUUUGGCUAUUGGUUCUUGUCGGCGUGUUGGUGAUCAUUGCUUGUUGUGCCAUGUUUUACAUGACAAGGAGAAAAAUCCACGAGAAGCUUGAAUAUUGGAUCUCUGGAGAGGUGUCCCAGCUGAAAGACAAGCAGGCGUGUCGCGAGAGGAUGCCGGCCUUCAACGGACCUCGCCUCGGCCAGUUGGUCCUCAGCGGCAUGUAUCGCGUCGAAGGCAAUGAGAAGCCCGCCAAGUGCAGCUUCGACAUAUCGCCGGACGGAUCGCUGUCUGGUUCGUCGGCCAGAGACGACGGCACGGCUCUGCUGCACGGGAAGAUCUACAUCCCCAGCGGAGGCAAAGUCGGAAGCAUCGCGUGGCGUGAGACGAGGCAGUUUGUCUGCAUGGAGGCAAGCGGGAGCAUCGACAUCAGGAACGGACGGGUCCUAGUGGAGGCCUCGUACGUCUCCAGCCAUCGGGGGAUGCAGGGUUUAGUCGAGAUCUCGGGCGCGACCGCGCAGCCUCGGCCACAGCAGGAUCACAACGCCAACGCCUGCGCGGCGCCCUUGCAGCACCGCGGUCAGCAUGGUUCCGCGAAAGUCGCGCCAUCUGUCGUCGGCCAGGUGGCAGGCGUCCACGGGAAGAGCACGAUCUCCGCGGCGUGGGUGGACGGCAGUAGCGACAAUGCCGACCAAGGCGAAGGUCAGAAGCACGCGUCGGAUACACAUCGUGCCGCCGGGCUCAGUGAGGAUAGUGGUUGA
Prorocentrum cordatum is the source of this 1248-nucleotide messenger RNA. The record is from the annotation of a GenBank genome assembly. NCBI's taxonomy places the organism in Eukaryota, Dinophyceae, Prorocentrales, Prorocentraceae.